This is a messenger RNA of Entrophospora candida, 167 nucleotides long. Lineage: Eukaryota; Fungi; Glomeromycota; Glomeromycetes; Entrophosporales; Entrophosporaceae. The record is from the annotation of a GenBank genome assembly.
UGCCUCAUCCCAGUAAUUGUAAACAACAAGUGUCAGCAAGGCAACAAAGUAAAAAUGGACAUUUUUCUGGAUUUCAAGAGCAACAACAAGAGUUGAUAGAGAAUGAUGGCCAAAUGCAAGAAGCUUUAGAGGAAGAUAAAGAAUGGUCAACAGGGGACUUGCAAUAA